UUGAGUUUGCUGUUACUAGCGGCUGGGCGCUUUGGAUGGAGUUAAAACGAAAAUAAUUUAUAAUAAAAAAUUGAGCUAUACAGUAAUGUAUUUUCGUUUAGACUUAAUUCCUAGACGAAUGGACAUGACAAGGGCACUUUGGCGAGGUCAAAACAGCACAUUGGAUAUCUUCGUAACGCUACUGUGCAGCCGCCAGCUUGUACGGAAAGGUUAGCUGGUACAGCUAACGUAGUUGACCCACACAGCAAUGGAAGGCUAAAGCUAAAUAGCGCCGCAAAACCUCAUAUUCAAGACGGAUUUGACUAAUAAACCACCUUAAAAUGGCUACUACAGUGCUGGGAGUCGGCACAGGCGUUUUCGUCAUCACUGCUGUUUGGAUUGUGACGUUUGUGCUCUGGAUGAUGCUUCUGAGAGCAUCUGGAUCAUCAAAGCUAGGAGUUGUCCCGGUUUUCCUCUUGGCUCUUACCAUUACCCUGGCACUGGUGUUUUUCCCUCAAAGCACCACAACCCCAUCUGCUUUCAAAGAGAUAGAGGUGGCACUGCAUCAAAAACCGACAUCAAUGGGUAAAGGAUUUCACCACAUGGGCUCAGGAACACCAGAAAACCAAGAUAGUGGACACUUUGUUCAUCGCUCGCUAUGUGUUGCUGGCUUUAAUGAGUGUGAUCUUUCUCUGCGCCUUGUUCAUGCUGCUCCCCUUUCAUUUCUUGGAGCCUGUCUAUGCUAAAGCUUUGAGAACACGCUAGAAGAGUUGGCACCGGAUCACAUUGCUGAUGUCAACAACCUAAAAGAAGAGAAGCCGGCAAGAGGCCCACUUCAUCUUUGUUACAGACUGUGGAACCAAAAUAACAGGAGAAACUUUCCCAUGGCCAACUUCUUUUUGUUUAUCUAUAGCAGGUAUGAGUUACAUAACUAAGUAGUGUUUUUGGGGUGUUUUUUUCUCAAAAGUUAACAAUUUUUAUUAGAUGGGAUGGGAUGGUACAAUAGAUGAAUCAAUUUGUUUAUAACAGGCACAAGUUAGGAAUCCAGAAGUGUUUGUGUUUUAUUUGGUAUAAUUUCAGUAGGUUCCUAUUGGAUGCAUCUACAGCAUUACUCACAAUAGGUGAAGGUGCAUUCAGACACUGUCUUCCUUUUGAAAUGUUUUGUUUGCUUGAAAUGUUUUCUUGUAUGUUUUCUUAUCAUUUUUAACCUCCAAUGCUUGUUAUUUGUUUAUUUGUUUUAUUUGUUUUUAAUGCGAUGGUACUGGUGAUUCUUUGACUAAGCUGUAUUUAUCUUUUUUUAUUUUCUUUUACUUCAAUUUCAACAAUGAUAAAGAAUUACACAAUUACUCACA
Molecule: messenger RNA, 1331 nt
Organism: Phyllopteryx taeniolatus (common seadragon)
Lineage: Eukaryota; Metazoa; Chordata; Actinopteri; Syngnathiformes; Syngnathidae
Gene: tmem218
Product: transmembrane protein 218
Exons: 4
Coding region: 321-725 (134 amino acids)
Source: RefSeq, a predicted model, not a curated record